AUGCCAAUCCACAUCAUCUUCCUCGCCGCCGCCAUCAUCACUCUUGCCCCUCGUCCAGUGCUCUCACUCUCAGCCUCCCCGCCGCCGCCGCCGCCGCCGUCCUUGCCCUUACUCGCGCCGAUCCAGAAGGACCACACGACCCUCCGGUACACCCUCUCCGUUUACCUCAAGACCCCUCCCCAGCGCCUCGACCUGCUCCUCCACCUCGGCGGCCGCUUCUCCUGGGUCGACUGCUACUCCGGCAACUACUCCUCCGCCACCUACCGCCACAUCCCCUGCAACUUCUCCGUCUGCGUCCCCCUCGACUCCCUCGCCUGCGGCUACUGCUACGACCGCCCGCCCGGCCCCACCUGUUCCAACGACACCUGCGAGUACUUCCCCGAGAACCCCCUCACCCGGAAGGUCGGCCUUGAGGACGCCCUCCUCGACGCCCUCGGCCUCCCUUCCACCGACGGGUCGAGCGCGGGGCGGGUGGACGUCGUGCCCGACUUCCUCUUCUCCUGCGCCAAGCCCGACCUACUCGCCGAAUUCCCUAAGGGGACCUCCGGCCUCGCCGCCCUCGGUUUCUCCAACGUCUCUCUUCCCGUGCAGGUCGCUGAGGCCCGGUCCCUGCUGCGGUGCUUCGCGUUGUGCCUGUCCGGGUCGCGGUCGGCGGCGGGCGUGACCUUCGGAGACACCGUGAUCACAUACGCGCGGGAACCGGCGGCGGAGUACUACGUUGGCGUGACGGCUGUCAGGGUCAACGGGAAGGUCGUGCCACUGAACGCCACUCUGCUGGCGAUCGACGAGGAGAGCGGUCGCGGCGGGACCUUGAUCAGCACCGUCCUGCCUUACACCGCGCUCCAGACCUCCAUCUUCAGGGCAGUCACCCAGGCGUUUGCGCGGGAGGCCUCCGCCGCGUUCAACCUCACCACGAUACAGCCGGUGAAGCCGUUCAGCUUGUGUUACUCCGCCAGAGAUGUGGGCGUCACCCGCGCGGGCCCAGCCGUGCCGGCGAUCGACCUGGUGAUGCAGAGCGAGGACGUGUUCUGGAGGGUGUUCGGGGCGAAUUCGAUGGUGAGGAUCCAGAGGAAGGGGACGGACGCGUGGUGCCUGGGGCUUGUGGACGGCGGGGCCGAGGCGCGGGCCGCGAUCGUGAUCGGAGGGCACCAGGUGGAGGACAACCUGCUGCAGUUCGACCUCGGGUCGAUGAGGUUGGGUUUCAGCUCCUCGGUGCUGGUCCGGGGGACUACUUGUGCCGAUUUCAACUUCACGACCGACAAUCAUACGUGA
Eucalyptus grandis is the source of this 1272-nucleotide messenger RNA. RefSeq names its product probable aspartic proteinase GIP1. Gene Ontology annotation, biological process: proteolysis. Bases 1 to 1272 code for a protein of 423 amino acids. NCBI's taxonomy places the organism in Eukaryota, Viridiplantae, Streptophyta, Magnoliopsida, Myrtales, Myrtaceae. Gene Ontology annotation, molecular function: aspartic-type endopeptidase activity. The record is from RefSeq and is a predicted model, not a curated record. The transcript is spliced from 2 exons.